GCGUGAAUUGGGCGUUCACGUGACGUGGCCAGCCAAUCACCGGCAGCGGCUGUGAGUCUUGGGCUUCUGCAGGGUUGUUAGACUUGUCAGACCUGCGGGUGUGCGGCAGCGACAGGAGCGGUGUCCUGUGUCCCGCUAACGCUACAUGGACUGAGCUCCGGCAACAUGACACAACAACCCAACGGGGCUGUCAGCAAUGGGACCAGGGAGCCGAGCAAGGGGCGCGACAAGGGGAGAAAAGAAGUCAAAAUUGUCAUAGUUGGAGAUGGAGGUUGUGGGAAGACUUCUUUACUCAUGGUCUAUGCCAAGGGAUCCUUCCCCGAGCAUUAUGCUCCAUCAGUCUUUGAAAAAUAUACAACCACUAUCACUAUUGGAAACAAGGAAAUCUUUCUGCACUUAUAUGAUACAGCAGGACAAGAAGAUUAUGACAGACUACGUCCUCUUUCUUAUCAAGAUGUUCAUUUGGUUUUAAUCUGCUAUGAUGUUACAAACCCUACCAGUUUUGACAAUGUAUUAGUAAAGUGGUAUCCUGAAGUGCAUCACUUCUGCCAAGGUGUGCCUAUCGUGCUGAUUGGCUGUAAAACAGAUCUGCGCAUGGACAAAGAACGCCUGCGCAAACUUAAAUCUUCUCAGCUGGAACCAAUCACAUACUUCCAGGGAGAAGCAACAUGCAAAACCAUACAAGCUGAGGACUACCUUGAAUGUUCAGCCAAGUUUCAGGAAAAUGUUGACAAUGUUUUUAGAGAAGCCACACUGGUUGCUCUGAAUGGGAUGAAAAAGGAACAGAGGAUGAAAAAGAAAAGCAGGAAUUGUCUGCUUCUCUGAGACUUUCUGUAUUUGAACUUCUAAUCGGAUUAUUUACUCUGGCACAUCAUGACACUGCCCGAACUGUGACUUAAAAAGUAUCCAGACUAUUUUAUUGUAAAUAGAUUUAAUUUUAACUACUAUUUUCCAAUCCGUGUCUCUUAUGCUGUUGAGACAAUUAGUAAAGUUUUUAUGAAAAGAGAAUAAUGUUGACACCGCAUCUGUUUGACUUGCAUACUGAUGGCCUAGCGAAAGCGUUGAGGAAGUUGGAGAUCUAUCGGUUAGCCUUGCACAUCAACCCCCAACCUGCAGGACUAUCUACGUGCAGUUUUUAUACUGGAUCAUGUUUGUCAACCUUUUUUAAGAGAAAUUUCAUAGAUUGCAAUGACAGCACCUUGUUAGAGCGCAACCAAAAAGCUAAAGAAUAAUGGUAUAAAUCUCCUGACCGGCUGUAUCUAUCGGCUCCCAACACAAGUUAAGGCUAGUGUUUGUCACCAGGAAUGAAUGAUUUUGCCCAAGUAGAAGAAGCGGAAAUCAAUACUCAUUUCAUUUGGCAGCAUUGGAAGAAAAAUUAAUCAAAACCAUAAAAAGUGUACAUCAUCCAACUGUGGAAAUAACACAAUUACAGCUUGUGCGGACAUCGGAAAUACUCCUGAGGUUUGACUCUCCUCACAAACAUAUGUACCAACAGGAGGGUGGGAAGAGUUAAUGAAAUGUGCCGGAAUAUGGCAAAGGUCUGCAGCUAUCCAUUUUCUUUUGGAUAAGUGCCUUGGCAGCUGUACCAUUUUUUUUUAUUAGUAAUUUUUUUGGGUAUAUUUUGCAGUUUAAAAAUGUUUGCCUUUGGUCAUUAAUCCUGUCCCAUACUAUCAGGUUUCUCUAACCAAGAAGGAUUGUGGAAAAUGUCUUUAAAACCACCCAGAUCCAAUACCCAUUUUAUUACAGAAGGGGAUACGGUCGUUAGGUUGACAUGUACUAGGUCGAAAUGUCGACAUGAAUUUUUCAAUUUUUUUUUUUCAUACUUAACGAUCCACGUGGACUACGAUUGGAAUGGUAACCUGUGCCAAGCGGAGCGAGGCACCUUGCCCGAAGCAUGCAAGGGGACACGGUGCACUAAUUUGGGUUCCCCAUCACUUUAUGGAGAAAACACCAAAAACAGUAAUAAAAAAAAAAACCUGUCGGCCUAAUGGCCAUGUAGACCUAAUGCAUGUCGACCGAAUGAGUGUCGACAUAAGUUGGGUCGACCCAUACCCUACAGAAGUGUGUGCAACCAUGACUGGUCUUUACACCUCCGGAUUCCCUAGGAAGAGGCAUGCUCAUUCAUUAGGGAUUACAAAAUUAAUAAAUACCCGUUGUCAUAUAGAAGGGAGGGGGUACUUAUCUACAGAUGUAUAUUACUAAAAGUCAAGGUCUUUUAAUAUACUCCUAUGGUAAAACUCUCCUAUGACAAUCCCUGGGGACUACAGUGGUUAUGCGCUAUCCAGAAAACCUGCAGUUAUUAAGGCAGUUACAUUAUAAGAUGUUGGGAUCACUAAAAAGCAGAAAUCACAAGGAUGUAAACUUGGUUCAAUGACCGAACUUUAAAAUGUUCUUAAAGUUUGCUUUGUUGUAAAACACAAUGGGAUGUUAUCCGUAUCCCGACAGCCACAAUGCCGACGAUGAGUAUUAGGGCUAGGAUGCGGGAGGGGGCAGUUAGGGUGUGGGAGGGGUAGUUUUAGGGUUACAAUACUCACCAGAAACCUUCAGCAUUCUGACUGUCUGGAUUCUGACCGCCAGCAUUUCGUAUCCAACCCAGAAAAAAUAAUUACUAUACAGAGUACUGACUAUGGUGUUAAAAAAAUAAUAAUUAUAUUUAUUGUAAAAGGGCUUUUUUUUUUUUUAAAUAAUAAAAUUGGAUAUUUAAUUUCUAGAUUUGUUAAGGAGUAUGUCAUACAUACAUGUACAGUGACCUACCUCUGCAUUAGGAAUACUCUCUACAUUCAGAACAGCAGGCAAAUCUUUUCUAAUGCAUAGAAAAUGUUCACAGUAAAAUACAAAACUUGAUAAAAAACCACCAUGCAUACCCGCACAUACACAUCCUUUUAUUCCAACUGAGCAAAACCAAAGUUUAUUUAGUAUUUCCUCCAGGUAGGCAGAUCCAGUAUUGUCUCAGGCCAUCAUGUUUAAUUACCGGGCCUGUGCUGGUUGUUUUCAACUUUCCCUAGUGGAUUGUGGCUGUGGGAAGACCAAUGAGUGACAGGUAAGGUCACAUCCACUGAAUGAUAAGCUGGUAUAUGUACAGGAGAAAUUUGCGUUCUUGUUUACCUGGCCUUUUUAAAGAGACAAAAUGUACAGGAUCUGCAUCUGUGGUCUAUAAAACCGAGGAGAUGGACAUGUUCUAGCUCUCCUCCACUGUUAAAAUACUGCAGUGCCAACUUUUUUAAAAUAUAAAAAAGAAAAAUAAUUAAAAAAAAAAGUAACUUAAAAUCUGUUUAUUACCAUAAUCAACUAAAUGGAUUCAUAUUUUGCUGUCUGUCAGCUGCUAUGUUAUAGAUUACAACCCAUGCUUUACAUUGUCAGUGUUAGGAAAACUAACUAAAACUUGAUUCUCAGUCAGGUUGGUACAGUCUGCAAUGGCAAAAUUGCUGCUUAUAGUUUUCUUGAUUAAAAUAAUUAAGACAGCUGGACAAAAAUGUCAGCAUGUAAUGAACACACUUUUCCAUGAGUAAGUAGAGCUAUUUUAAUAUUUAUGGAAAUACAGUAUUGUUUAGUUCGUCAUCCUCUACCGCCUCAUUCUUAUCUUUCAAAGUUAAAACAAGAUGCCCAGAUUCCCAUCUUCUCUUAUGAGCAUAAGUUAUAAGAAUGAUCAUGGUACAUUUGCUGCAGAGAAUCUCAUAACUACAUCAUAUUUUCACAAGUGAUUAUAGUUCUAAAAAAAAAAAAAAAUGUACAUUAUUGAUUUGUUAUAUAGAUCAUAUAUAAACUUUGACCACUUACCUGGCAUGGUUGUCACCAAUGUGACCAGUCAAAAACAGCAACUGGUAGCUUCUGGAAGAUUAUCAUCUGGCUGCCACCCAAUCUCAGUGGGACCUCCAAAACCCACUGCAUCCACAUACACCUCCCCCCUCCUUCAAUAUCUGCAGCCAGGCAGUACCACAACCCGGCGGCUGCAGAGAGGAGUACCCAGCAGGGUUGUAAAUGAAGCAACCCUAAGCCUUUAAAAAAUGUUUUUGAGAAGUUUUAAAUAGAUGUUCUGAACCUAAUACGGUCAUAAAAAAAAAAUACAAUUUCUGAACAAAAUCUUAGGCAAUAAGUGGUUAAGACUAUGUAAUAUUAAUGCCCAUCUAAGUUAAUUCCUCAAAUUGCCUUUUUCCAUGCAGAGUUACACUGCUUUUUAUGGUUCUCUUUGUAGCUUUACACCUCAGAGUGCAUUACACCCAUGAAUACAAAAGGUGGAGUCAGAUUUUCAGGUUUCCUUUAUGAUAUUUGCAAAUGACAAGCAAUUUCUAAUACAAACCAAAAACCUAUAAGGGUUUCAUAAAUUCUACCAAUACUCUUCUAAACAUGACUAAAUGUUCUUUUGCAGCAAUACUGCCCUCAAACCCCCCUCCCCCCCCCCCACCACUAGU
This is a messenger RNA of Pseudophryne corroboree (corroboree frog), 4409 nucleotides long. It is a transcript of the gene RHOF, whose product is annotated as ras homolog family member F, filopodia associated. NCBI's taxonomy places the organism in Eukaryota, Metazoa, Chordata, Amphibia, Anura, Myobatrachidae. Gene Ontology annotation, cellular component: cytosol. Gene Ontology annotation, molecular function: GTP binding; GTPase activity; protein kinase binding. The record is from RefSeq and is a predicted model, not a curated record. Gene Ontology annotation, biological process: small GTPase-mediated signal transduction. The transcript is spliced from 5 exons. Bases 166 to 825 code for a protein of 219 amino acids.